AUGCCCGUUCCCCCACACCAGCCAGAGCGAAGGAAAGUCUCAACACCUAAGCGUCCCAGAAUUUUUACCUCAUCAGAAGAGGAGUCCUCUUCGGACCUGGAAGCAGAUCUCACGAUGUCGGAGUGCUUAAUUCACGUGUCAGAUGAGGAGCCAGAUGAGCCGGAAAUACAGCAAAUUGAGCCGGAAUUACAGCAGAUUGAGCCGGAUAUACAGGGACUGGAGCCGGAGGUGCAAGAACCGGAACCAGAAAUCCAGGAUCUUGAGCCAGAGAUCGUGGAAGCACUGCCGGAAAUCCAGGAAACGCAGCUUGGGGAAGUACAUAUACAGCCAGAGAAGGAAAGCACCACCAUUGUAAAUGAGGAUGAUGAGAAUCAUCAGGAGACACCUGAUACAGCCAGAAAUGAGGACGAGUAG
Molecule: messenger RNA, 414 nt
Organism: Mizuhopecten yessoensis (Yesso scallop)
Lineage: Eukaryota; Metazoa; Mollusca; Bivalvia; Pectinida; Pectinidae
Product: titin-like
Exons: 1
Coding region: 1-414 (137 amino acids)
Source: RefSeq, a predicted model, not a curated record